This is a messenger RNA of Arabidopsis lyrata subsp. lyrata, 1704 nucleotides long. Its product is annotated as O-acyltransferase WSD1. The record is from RefSeq and is a predicted model, not a curated record. Bases 39 to 1481 code for a protein of 480 amino acids. Gene Ontology annotation, biological process: triglyceride biosynthetic process. Gene Ontology annotation, molecular function: long-chain-alcohol O-fatty-acyltransferase activity; diacylglycerol O-acyltransferase activity. The transcript is spliced from 7 exons. Gene Ontology annotation, cellular component: plasma membrane. Lineage: Eukaryota; Viridiplantae; Streptophyta; Magnoliopsida; Brassicales; Brassicaceae.
GUGGCUAAAGGCAAAGUUGGAGAAUAAUCAAAAUAAAUAUGAAAAAGGAAAAAGACAUGGAGAAAGAAGACCAAGAGACAUCAGCAGUGGAGCCGCUUAGCCCGAUUUCACAGUUGUUCCUUUCGCCGACUCUCUAUUGCGUCAUUAUUUUUACUUUAGGGUUUAAAACUAGAUGCAACCCAUCUUCCAUUGUUGAAGGUAUCAAGAACACAUGGAUCAAGUUCCCUCGCUUCUCUUGCAAAUUGGAGAUGAAGAAAAAUGGGAAAGCGGUUUGGGUUCCUACUACUUAUGAAGUAGAAGAUCAUGUUAUUGUUCCAGAUAUUGAUUAUUCCAACAUUGAAAAUCCUGAUCAAUUUAUAGAAGACUAUACUUCGAACAUUGCUAAUACUCCAAUGGACAUGUCCAAACCUUUAUGGGAAUUUCAUGUUCUGAAUAUUAAGACAUCAAAUGCAGAAUCUUUGUGUAUAGGGAAACUGCAUCAUUCACUCGGCGAUGGGAUGUCACUUAUGUCUCUUCUACUCGCUAUUUCACGAAAAACAUCAGACCCCGAAGCUCUUCCUACUACCGCGGCUACAAGAAAACAUGUUGAUUCCAAUGAUAAGGAUUGGUGGUUGGUUGGGAGAUUUUGGUUCAUGAUAAGAAUCAUUUUCACAACUGUUAUUGAAUUGUUCAAGUAUUGUCUUACACUAUGUUUUAUGCGGGAUACUAAAACUCCUCUCAAGGGUAAACCGGGAGAUAGAGUUCAAUCUAGAAAGGUUAUCCAUCGGAUAAUAAGCCUUGAUGACGUCAAGUUGGUGAAGAACACAAUGGAAAUGAAAGUAAAUGAUGUUCUCCUUGGAAUGACACAGGCAGGUCUCUCAAGAUAUUUGAGCCGAAAAUAUGAUGAAGAUACGGUAGCCGAGAAGAAAAAAAUCCGUCUUCGCGGUACAGUAAUCGUAAAUUUAAGAGAAACUACAAAGAUCGAGGAUCUGGCGAAUAUGAUGGCAAAGGGUUCAAAAAGUAGAUGGGGAAACUUCGUAGGUAUUGUCAUUUUUCCGUUAUGGAUAAGAUCUGAGGAUGAUCCGUUGGAAUACGUCCAACGAGCCAAAUCUACUAUGGAUAUCAAAAAACUCUCCAUGGAAUCACUUAUUUGCUAUGGAGUCAUCAAAUUUGCCAUGAAAAUGUUCGGAGAAAAGGUAGUAGAAACUCUUGUAAAGAGAAUAUUUGAUCAUACAACAUUGGCAUUUUCAAAUGUGAUGGGUCCAGACGAAGAAACAAGUUUCUUUGGUCAUCCAAUGUCUUACGUAGCAGCAAGUGCAUUGGGUGGAUCACAAGCUCUUAUUAUCCAUUUUGUGAGCUAUGUAAACAAGAUUGUCAUCAAUCUAGCAGUCGACACAACAGUGAUUCCAGACCCUUAUCUACUAUGUGAUGAUUUGGUAGAAUCGCUCAAUAUCAUCAAACUUGCUGCCUUGGAGAAAGGAGUUCAUAAAAUGGAGGUUUGAGACAUGUAUCACCAGAUAUACAAGAUGAAGCCAAGUAUGUUCGAAGAUAAACUUGCAAUUAUGUUAGCGGCGUAAGAAUUUCUUAACACAAUAAUAUGUCCAAUCUAUGGUAUCUAUUUCGACUUUCAUGCCGAUUUGUUAUUGUUCGAAUGAUAUUAAUCUUGAGCUUUGUAAUACUCUACAUGUUUAAACUAUGGAUCUUAAUGAAGCGAUUUUUAAUGUU